This is a messenger RNA of Hyla sarda, 6399 nucleotides long. RefSeq names its product IQ motif containing GTPase activating protein 2 (gene IQGAP2). The coding region runs from base 176 to 5218 and encodes 1680 amino acids. Gene Ontology annotation, molecular function: actin filament binding; GTPase activator activity; calmodulin binding. The record is from RefSeq and is a predicted model, not a curated record. Lineage: Eukaryota; Metazoa; Chordata; Amphibia; Anura; Hylidae. The transcript is spliced from 39 exons. Gene Ontology annotation, cellular component: cytoplasm. Gene Ontology annotation, biological process: regulation of GTPase activity; regulation of actin cytoskeleton organization.
GAGGAGAGAUCUCACACACUGUUACACAGCCUGCAAGCAACAGGCAGGAUAAGAAGGGAUCUGAAGUGCAGGAUCCUGGGAUCCAUCUACCCCUGAGAUCCACUCGUCUUCACUGGACUCAAGCAUCUUCUGCAAAAGGGGGGAAGAAGUGAAAGGUGCAGCAGCUGCUAACAGGAUGCACCAUGAAGAGAGUUCACCCAUGCUUAGACCCAGAUAUGGCUCAAUCGUGGAUGAUGAAAGGCUUUCUGCAGAGGAAAUGGAUGAGCGAAGGAGACAGAACAUUGCCUAUGAGUAUUUAUGUCACCUAGAGGAAGCCAAAAGGUGGAUGGAAGCUUGCCUUGUUGAAGAACUGCCGCCAACUACAGAACUGGAAGAAGGUUUAAGAAAUGGGGUUUAUUUGGCAAAGUUAGGCAGAUUUUUUGCUCCGAAAUUGAUAUCUGAAAAGAAGAUUUAUGAUGUGGAACAGACAAGGUUUAAGCGCUCUGGUUUACACUUUCGGCACACAGAUAAUACCGUACAGUGGUUACGGGCUAUGGAAUCAAUUGGACUUCCUAAGAUCUUUUAUCCAGAGACCACAGAUGUUUAUGAUCGGAAAAACAUCCCUCGUGUUAUAUAUUGCAUCCAUGCUUUAAGUUUAUACCUGUUUAAGCUUGGCAUUGCUCCUCAAAUACAAGACUUACUGGGCAAAGUGGAUUUCACAGAGGAAGAGAUCAGUAACAUGAGGAAAGAGCUGGAAAAGUAUGGGAUCCAGAUGCCGUCAUUCAGCAAAAUUGGAGGGAUUCUCGCGAAUGAACUCUCUGUGGAUGAAGCAGCCUUACAUGCAGCUGUAAUAGCAAUAAAUGAAGCAGUGGAUAAGGGAGUGGCCAGCCAGACAAUGGGGGCCCUGAGGAACCCCAAUACAAUGCUGCUAAAUGUGGCGGAGGGAUUUGACCAGCAGUAUCAGGAUGAGCUCUUCCAAGCUAAGAAAAUAAAAGAAGAUAAUGCAAAAUUAAAGAACAAUAGCAUUUCUGAAGACGAGAGAGAUGUCUAUGAAGAGCUCCUCACUCAAGCUGAGAUACAAGGCCACAUUAAUAAGGUUAACACCAAUUUAGCCUUAGUCCAAGUAAAUGAGGCCAUUGACAGGAAUGAUGAGGCGGGAUUAUUACAGGCUCUGAUGGUUCCUAUGCUGAGUCUAUUUGAUGUUCAGCCACAAAAUUCACCCUGGUACCUGACUCAGUUGUGUAUCGCUAAAGACCAGAAAACGCAGAAAGCAGGUGUCCCCAGUUCUCUUGACAAAAGCGAGAUUCAGAAAGAAGUUAGUGUUGCCAAUAAUGAAGCUGAGGCUCAUGUGCUUACUCCAAUGACCACUUUAUGCAGUGUUGGGAGUAUUCUUUAUGUAUCAGUGCUAGGAGCUGUGGACAAAAUAAAUCAUGCCAUUCACAGUGGAGAUUCCUCCCAGACCCUCGCGGCUCUGCAGCUUCCUGAGGCACAAAUGCCAGCCGUCUACCCAUUUGCAGAAACAUUAUACCAGAACGAACUCUUGAGUCUGCAAAAUCAAAAUCCUGCGAACCACUUGACACAAGAGGAGCUGUAUAUUGCUGUGGAGAUGUUGUCUGCUGUUGCACUGGUGAAUCAGGCCUUGGAGACAAAUGACGUCAGCUCAGUCCACAACCACCUUGUCAGUCCAUCCAUAGGUCUCAAUAAUUUGGAAGAAGACAACAUGCAGCGUUACAUCAGUACACUGGUAUCCAGUAAGAAGCAAGCAGCGACACAAGGACAGAGCUACUUAAGCUGGAAUGAAAUUCAGAACUACGUUGAUGUAGUCAAUAGUGAAGUCCAUGAAGAAAAUGAACGGAUUAUUGCCAUCGCUAUCAUCAAUGAAGCUCUUGAACAGGGUGUUCCUGAGAAGACUCUACAAGCUCUUUUAGCACCAAGUGCCAAACUUCAGUCAGUUUUACCAGAAAACUCUUGGCAUUACCAUGAUGUUCUCCAGGAGGCCAGGGCUCAGAAAUGCAAGGAAUCCAAAGACGAGUCUGCUGCACUGUGGCUGGAUGAAAUACAGAAUGGAAUUAAUGAUUCCAAUCAGGACAGACAAGAUGCAAACAGAGUGGCGGCUGGGGUGACCGAAAUUAACCUGGCUUUGGAAAAGGAUGAGCCUCAAAUUACAUUAGUAGCAUUACAGUCCCCUAAUGCUGGACUGAAGGGAAUCCUUCCAGAGUGUGCUGAGGAGUAUCACAAAGACCUAUCUGAGGCCAAGAUAAAGAAAACAAAUGAAGGUUCUGCAGGGACAGAAGAGAGUCCAUGGCUAAAAGUAACACUGAAAGAUAAAUUUAACUACUAUUAUAAUACGGAAACAAGUGAAGGCUGCUGGUCUCCACCAGAAGCAAUUACUCCGAAAACCACUUGGCUUACCCGAGAGGAUAUACAGACCGUUUGUGGGAAAAUUACCUCAGAUUACAACCGGGAACAGCUGUGGAUGGCCAAUGAAAACCUGAUAACUCUGCUGCAAGCUCACACGAGGGGCUACCUGACCAGGAAGGCAUUUCGGGAGAGGAAAGCUUAUCUCCACCAACAAGGGCCACAUGCUGUUAAGAUACAGGCCUCUUGGAAAGGAUACAAGCAGAGAAAGUCCUACACGGACAGAAUAAAACUACUACAAGGAAACAUUGUAGGCAUUGUUAAGAUUCAGUCCUGGUACCGCAUGUUAAAAGCCAGAAGGGAAUAUCAGAAGAGACAGAAGUUUUUCAAGGAUCAUGAAAAAGAAAUUGUUAAAAUCCAAGCAUUCUUGAAGGCCAACAAAGCAAGGGAGGAUUACCGGACAUUAAUUUGUUCGGAAAACCCACCACUGAACGUUGUGCGAAAGUUUGUUUAUCUCUUGGACCAAAGUGAUUUAGACUUUCAAGAGGAACUGGAAGUUACCAGACUAAGAGAAGAAGUAGUCACCAAGAUUAGGUCAAAUGCGCAACUGGAAAAAGAUCUCAGCCUCAUGGAUAUAAAAAUUGGCUUGCUAGUGAAAAACAGGAUCACUCUACAGGAUGUUGUGUCUCACAGCAAGAAGCUGAACAAGAAGAGCAAAGGUCAAGUAGAAGAGAUGCUGACAGUAGAUAAGCAGGGCAUUAAAGGGCUCAGCAAAGAGAAAAGGAAGAAGCUAGAAGCAUACCAGCAUCUUUUUUAUCUUCUGCAGACUAACCCAACAUACCUGGCCAAGCUGAUUUUCCAGAUGCCUCAGAAUAAGUCCACUAAGUUCAUGGACACUGUGAUCUUUACACUGUAUAACUAUGCUUCCAAUCAACGGGAGGAAUACCUGCUUCUAAAACUCUUCGAAACUGCAUUACAAGAGGAAAUAAAGUCCAAAGUUGACCAGAUACAAGAUAUAGUCACCGGGAAUCCCACAGUGAUAAAGAUGGUGGUCAGCUUUAAUCGAGGAGCCAGAGGGCAGAACACACUGCGUCAGCUCCUGGCACCUGUGGUGAAAGAGAUCAUUGAGGAUAAAUCAUUGAUCAUCAAUACCAGCCCGGUCGAGGUGUAUAAGGCCUGGGUGAAUCAACUUGAAACAGCCACUGGAGAAGCAAGCAAGCUACCUUACGACGUCACCACUGAGCAGGCGUUGUCACAUCCUGAAGUUGUCAGUAAACUGGAGUCUUCAAUUCAGAGUUUACGUACUGUGACAGACAAAGUUCUGCAAUCCAUUUUCUCCUCCCUGGAUCUCAUUCCGUAUGGAAUGAGAUACGUGGCAAAGGUUCUGAAGAACUCCCUGCAUGAGAAAUUUCCUGAUGCCACAGAGGAUGAACUCCUAAAGAUUGUUGGAAACCUCCUUUAUUACCGGUACAUGAAUCCUGCUAUUGUAGCUCCAGAUGGGUUUGACAUUAUUGACAUGACAGCUGGAGGGCAGAUUCAUUCUGACCAGAGGAGGAACCUAGGUUCUGUGGCUAAAGCCCUUCAACAUGCCGCUUCCAAUAAACUAUUUGAUGGAGAAAAUGUCCAUAUGUCUUCAAUGAAUGGCUACUUAUCUCAGACUUACCAGAAGUUUAGAAAAUUUUUUCAAGCUGCCUGUGAAGUUCCUGAACCUGAGGAGAAAUUCAAUAUUGACGAAUUUUCUGACCUGAUCACGCUAAGCAAGCCUAUCAUAUACAUUUCAAUAGAAGAAAUUAUCAAUACUCAUUCGCUGCUUUUAGAACAUCAGGAUGCAAUAUCCCCAGACCACAAUGACGUUCUGCAUGAGCUUCUCGAGGCUCUUGGUACAGUGCCUGACGUCGAGUCUUUUCUUGGUGAGGGAGCAAUUGACUCCAAUGAUCCCAACAAAGAGAAUGCACUCAGUCAGAUGGCAAAAACCGAAAUAUCCUUGUCACUGACCAGCAAGUUUGAUUUGCGGGAAGGAGAAGAUAAGGAUAUGAAGAGCCUAAUGAUCAAAACUAAAAAGUUAAUAGUAGAUGUUAUCCGCACACAACCUGGAGAAAAGCUUUUAGAAAUCUUGGAAACACCAGCUUCCGUGCCGCAGGAAAAUGAACACUUGAAGGUUAUUGAGAAACGUGCUGUUUUAGAUGCCAGGACACCAGAUAAAAUGAAGAGAAGUCAGUCUGUUUUGGAAGAUGGUCAACUGCCCCUGGAACAAAAGAAAAGGAAAAUCCUUAGGAAUCUUCGCACUUUAGAACAAGCUGGACUAGUGACAGAAGAAAUGAAAUACCAAGAAAUCAUCAAUGAGAUUGCUAAGGACAUCCGUAACCAAAGGCGACACAGGCAACGGCGAAAAGCUGAACUUGUAAAGUUACAGCAAACGCUGAAUGCCCUAAACUCUAAGACAGCAUUCUUUGAAGACCAGAUAACCUAUUAUAACACAUACAUCAAGACCUGUCUGGACAACUUAACUAGGAAGAAUUCAAGGCGUUCCAUAAAAGUGGAUGGGAAAGGAGAGGAGAAAGGUAGUAAAAAAAUGAAACAGACUUCUCUUAAAUACACAGCGGCAAGACUACAUGAAAAGGGCGUUAUUCUGGAAAUAGAAGGCCUGCAGACCAACCAAUUCAAAAAUGUUCUCUUUGACAUCACACCCAGCGAUGAAGUUGGUGAUUUUGAAGUAAAGGCAAAGUUUCUUGGGGUGGAAAUGGAAAAGGUCCAGCUUCACUUUCAGGAUCUACUGCAAAUGCAGUAUGACGGCGUUGCUGUGAUGAAAAUGUUUGACAAGGCAAAAGUCAAUGUGAAUCUUCUCAUAUUUCUGCUAAACAGGAAAUUUUAUGGAAAAUAAUAAUAUAAAUUCAGGUGAACACACGGGACCACUUGGGUUGAAUCAAUAUAAAAAUUAUUUUUUGUAACUUUUUUUAAUUUAAUAUAUUAAUUCAAGUCCUUUUGAGAGCAAAAUCUAUUUGAAUUAAAUAAAAAAAGAUUUAGUAAGUAACCAAAAUUUGUAAGCUGAUUGCAUUAAGGUGCCUUUAACCCCUUCAAUGACAGGGAAAUCUGGGCUCCCCUGAGCAUUGAAAUGUUUUAACCCUUCCUACACUGAAAGGAGUUAGUGCAUUGUUGCACUUUAGCAUCUGUAAGUACUGCACAUGUUACAGGUGGUUUAGUUUUACUGUGGGAAAGACAUGUUCAUUUAAAUGCUUUCAAUUUUACUAGAUUUCUAAAUUCACGGAGCAAUUUAAAAAUACACGAGAAGAAAUUAUCUAUUUUUUAAUAUAGUGAUUAAUCCAAGAAACAAAAAUGCAAAAAAAAAUGUAUAUGUGUUUAAGUAAAAUAAAAUAAAAAGUAAUCAUUUGUAUUGGUAUUAUGCUCACAGCAGGGCUGAAUGGAAAAUUUCAAUCUAACGUGACAAAUUAGAUUUGAAAAAAGUGUUUUUUUUAAAACAUAAUACAAAAAAAUUGUCAGUGACGAUGGCUGUCAAAGUGACAUUACAAAGGUGAAUUUUUGGGGAAUUUUGUAAUGUUGUUUUUUUUUUUCUUAUUAGUAACACAUAAUUUAUAAAUGGCAAGAAAAUAUUUUCUGUAAACAUUGCAUGAACCGGACUUCUGAAAUAGUGCACUACUGCCUAUGUUGGCCCUUGUAUUCUGCUCUCUGUCAGUCAUAAUGAAUGGCAAUGAGGUACCAGGGUGAUGAUAGCUGUUUUUAAUUUCAGAGGUUUUGCCACCUCAGUGCUGUGGUAUGUGUUUUGGGAGAAGAAGCAGUGCAUUGUGGUACUUUGCUUUCUCUACCAUUCACUGAAUGGGCUACAUAUUUUUUUUUUGUUUGUGCCUUUUUAUAUGUCAACUGCUCUGUCUUUGUAAUUUCUUUUAUUUUUUAAUGCAAUAAAAUUAAUUGUUUCAUUAAAAGAGAUUAUAUGUAAAGUUUUGUUGUUUGUGGAUUUUUUUAUUUUUAUUUUGUGGAUAUUUGUGGAGCGGGAGUAUGAAUCAGAUAAUGCAUAUACAUGCUGCUAGUCAGUGACCAAAUUUAUGG